AUGCACAUAUAUUUAUCUCGAGUAGAUUCUGAACCAAUCUACUUAGAAAUUGACGAAUCCGGUACUAUUGAAGAUAUAAAAGUCAUCAUAGAAGUAGAAAUCUCAAUCCCUAUAGCAAACCAAGCUCUAUUUUUCUCAGGCAAGCUCUUAGAAAACUCUUCCAGAAUUCUUGAAAAUGGUAUAUAUGAAGAUGCUGUCCUAGAUUUAACCCCGAUCAAUUCUGAGCUUCGUCGUCAAGCAAUUGAGUUAAUCAGUCAAUAUCAGAAAAACCCUUCUUACUACAACUAUUUAUCCCAAAACAACCCAGCUCUAGCAGAAGGCGUUAAAACAAGUGACCCAAUAAUUAUAGAAGAAAUCCUUCUAAGCACAAUCCAAGCUAACAAGCAGCAUGAAAUAGAGCAGCGUCGCAAGGAAGCCGUGCUUGACUAUGAUCCCUUAAACCCUGAAUAUCAGCGACAAAUUGAACAAAAAAUCCAUCAAGAAAACAUUAACCAAAAUUUAGAAUAUGCCCAAGAAUUUAUGCCUGAAGUAUUUGCAUCAGUAGAAAUGCUUUAUAUUGACUGCAAAGUAAACAAAAUGCCUUUGCAAGCUUUUGUAGAUUCUGGAGCACAAAAUACAAUCAUGUCAAAAGAAUGUGCACAGAGGGUAGGAAUCAUGAGAUUAGUAGACACAAGGUUCCGUGGAGAAGCAAGAGGAGUAGGUGUAGGAACUAUAAUCGGAAGGGUGCAUGCAGCUAAUAUAGAAAUUGGAGGGAAAAUUUUUAAUUGCUGUUUUCAUGUUUUAGAAGUUUCGGAUAUAGAUUUAUUAUUUGGAUUGGAUAUGCUGAAAAGGCAUCAAUGCAGCAUUGAUUUGUUUAAAAAUAAGCUUGUGCUUAAUGCUGGGGAGAUUGAGGUGCCGUUUUUAAGUGAAGGGGAAGUGAAACAUAAAAGAGGAAAAGGCGGAGAUUUAAGCCCAACAAAGCUUGAAAAGCAGCAGAGCAGUGAGGGGGAAAAUCCGAUCGAAGGAUUGAUGAAGUUAGGGUUUUCUCAGAAAGAUGCAGAAGAAGCGAUGAAGGUUUGCAAUGGAAAUCCAGAUCUAGCAGCGAGUUAUUUGUUUCAAAAAAUGAAUUUUGGCUAA
Messenger RNA from Blepharisma stoltei, 1116 nucleotides. Lineage: Eukaryota; Ciliophora; Heterotrichea; Heterotrichida; Blepharismidae. The record is from the annotation of a GenBank genome assembly.